AGGAGCCCACGCCGGCGCGCGGCGCAGCCCUGUGGCGUCACAGCAGCGGGCCAAUAAGGAUCACCGGGAGGCAGGCCUUGUGCGAGGCGGAAGCGGAAGCGGCGGCGCGGUCGGGGCAGGUCCGCGCCUGUCGCCGCACGUGUGAGGGUUGCUACAAUGGAAGUUAAAGGGAAAAAAAAAUUCACAAAAAAGAAUACAAAGCCGUCUCGUGAAGAAAGCAGAUUCCGAAAGAGCAGUGAUUCUGGUUCUUCGCGAACCUUCCCAAGAAAAGUCCUUAAGGAAGAUGGGCCUAAAAUCACAUCGAAGAGCCUUGGAAAGAGUGCUGUGAAACCUGGGAAGAAGGGUGUGAAACACUUCAAGAACAAACAGCAAGGGCACAGAGGACCUAAGAACAAAUCCCAGCCAGCAGAGAACUUCCACAGGAAGAGAAAGUUCCAGGCGGACGGUCAGAGCGAUGCAGAGUCAGCAGCCAAGAAACCCAAGUGGGAUGACUUCAAGAAGAAGAAGAAGGAGCUGAAGCAGAGCAGGCAGCUCAACGACAAAACCAACUAUGACAUCGUUGUCCGCGCCAAGCACAUCUGGGAGAGCCUGAGGAGGAAAGAUUGUGACAAAGACAAACGAGUGAAGUUAAUGGGUGACUUGCAGAAGUUGAUUCAAGGGAAAAUUAAAACUAUUGCGUUUGCACAUGAUUCGACUCGCGUGAUCCAGUGUUACAUUCAGUAUGGCAGUGAAGAGCAGAGGAAACAGGCUUUUGAAGAAUUGCAAGGUGAUUUGAUUGAAUUAAGUAAAGCCAAAUAUUCCAGAAAUAUCGUUAAGAAAUUUCUGAUGUACGGAAGUAAACCACAGAUUGCAGAGAUAAUCAAAAGUUUCAAAGGCCACGUGCGUAAGAUGCUGCGUCAUGCAGAGGCGUCAGCCAUCGUGGAGUAUGCUUACAAUGACAAAGCUAUUCUGGAGCAGAGAAACAUGCUGACGGAGGAACUCUACGGGAACACCUUUCAGCUUUAUAAGUCGGCAGAUCAUCCAACUCUGGACAAAGUGUUGGAGAUGCAGCCAGAAAAAUUAGAGCUUAUUAUGGACGAGAUGAAGCAGAUUCUAACCCCGAUGGCGCAGAAGGAAGCUGUGAUUAAGCACUCGUUGGUACAUAAAGUAUUCCUGGACUUUUUCACUCAUGCUCCCCAAAAACUCAGAUCAGAAAUGAUUGAAGCUAUCCGAGAAGCAGUCAUCUACCUGGCACACACACACGACGGCGCCAGGGUGGCCAUGCAUUGCCUGUGGCAUGGAACGCCCAAGGACAGGAAAGUAAUUGUGAAAACAAUGAAGACUUACGUUGAGAAGGUGGCUAAUGGCCAGUACUCCCACUUGGUUCUCCUGGCCGCGUUUGACUGCAUCGAUGAUACCAAGCUUGUGAGGCAGAUCAUCAUAUCAGAGAUUAUCAGCUCCCUGCCUAAUAUCGUGAAUGACAAGUAUGGAAGGAAAGUCCUGUUGUACUUGCUGAGCCCCCGAGAUCCUGCCCACACUGUGCGAGAAAUCAUCGAAGUUCUGCAGAAAGGAGAUGGGAAUGCGCACAGUAAGAAAGAUGCAGAGAUCCGCCGGCGCGAGCUCUUGGAGUCCAUUUCUCCAGCUUUGCUGAGCUACCUGCAGGGACACGCUCAGGAGCUGGUGCUGGACAAGUCGGCCUGUGUGUUAGUGCCCGGCAUUCUUGGAGCCGCCACUGGAGACGUCCAGCCUGCCAUGGAGGCCAUUGCCACCUUGGCAGCAGACCCGCUGCAUCCUGGGGGCAAGGAUGGAGAGCUUCACGUUGCAGAACAUCCUGCAGGACAUCUGGUUCUGAAGUGGUUAAUAGAACAAGAUAAAAAGAUGAAAGAAAGCGGAAGACAAGGUUGCUUUGCAAAAACACUUGUAGAACGUGUUGGUGUUAAGAACCUCAAGUGCUGGGCCAGUGUGAACCGAGGAGCCAUAAUUCUUUCUAGUCUUCUCCAGAGCACCGACCACGAAGUUGCCGGCAGAGUGCGAGCUGGAUUGAAAAGCCUGAUCCCCACGCUGCAGAAGAACAAAAGCGCCAGCAAAGGAGCAGAAAUUCUGCUUGAGAGAUUGACUGCCUAAGUGGGAAGGGUCAAGAACAAAAUGGGACCCUUUUUUCCUAUUCUCUGUUUUCCAAGCACCGAAGUGACAGGACCCAGCAUGUUGGUAAUUGGGCACUGUGUAUAUGAGUUGUUUGUGUGAGAACUUGUUUAUAAAAUCAUUUCCAUAAAUGGUCUUUUUAACAAAAUCCCUACUGUCUUGUAUAAAGUGGAAGCGAUAACAAGGCAGGUUGAGUGGUGUUACAGAGUGAAGCAGGCCACGUGUGUAUAGGGGGCCUGA
Ochotona princeps (American pika) is the source of this 2361-nucleotide messenger RNA. RefSeq names its product pumilio RNA binding family member 3 (gene PUM3). Gene Ontology annotation, molecular function: mRNA binding. Gene Ontology annotation, cellular component: nucleolus. The transcript has 18 exons. The record is from RefSeq and is a predicted model, not a curated record. NCBI's taxonomy places the organism in Eukaryota, Metazoa, Chordata, Mammalia, Lagomorpha, Ochotonidae. Bases 157 to 2103 code for a protein of 648 amino acids. Gene Ontology annotation, biological process: regulation of translation.